Oryza sativa Japonica Group (Japanese rice) is the source of this 1294-nucleotide messenger RNA. RefSeq names its product probable WRKY transcription factor 27. The record is from RefSeq and is a predicted model, not a curated record. Gene Ontology annotation, biological process: regulation of DNA-templated transcription. Gene Ontology annotation, molecular function: DNA-binding transcription factor activity; sequence-specific DNA binding. NCBI's taxonomy places the organism in Eukaryota, Viridiplantae, Streptophyta, Magnoliopsida, Poales, Poaceae.
GUACCACUCCCACUCAGAUGCAGUAUAUAUACCACAAGCACCAAACCCAACGCUAGCUAGCUAGAAUCCAACCAAAAUAUAUCUAGCCAAAGCAAAUCAACCAGCGCUUAUUCGAUCCGAUCGAUCUCCAUUAAUUAUCCAACGACGACACGACGACGCAGCGGCAGCGAUCGAUCGAUGGAGGAGGCCUACUGCAUGAUGAUGGUGGGGAGGGAGAGGGAGCUCGUGGCUGAGCUGCGUCACCUCCUCUUCCCUUCUCCGUCUCCCACUCCGACCACCCCUGCGAGCCACUCUACUACGGCGCUCGCCGGCGACGGCGAGUGCUGCUUGCCGCCAGGGCUGACAACGACGACGACGGUGUCCGGUGGAGGACGGCGGCGGGGGAGGAAGAGAGUCAACCGCGACAAUGAUAAUGUCAAGCUGCUUCUGCAGGCAGAUGAUGAUCAGGAGGCCGUAAUAGCUGAUCAUGGCGAUGCAAAUGCCAAGCCUCUUCCUAAUUUCACCAAAACAAGAAGGAGGAAGCAGCAGGCGACGACAUCAACGAUGGUAACGACGGUGCCAGAUUUCGAUGGGUAUCAAUGGAGGAAGUAUGGUCAGAAGCAAAUUGAAGGUGCCUUGUACCCCAGGAGCUACUACCGGUGCACCAACAGCACAAACCAGGGCUGCCUCGCCAAGAAGACGGUGCAGCGCAAUGGCGGCGGCGGAGCAGCAGGGUACACGGUGGCCUACAUCUCAGAGCAUACUUGCAAGUCCAUCGAACCAUCCCUGCCUCCAGUCAUCCUCGACACCACCGUCCGUACUACCAACAACCACCAGCAGCCUGCAGCUGCUGAAUCACCGGCGGCGACAUCGUCGUCGUCGUCGAAUAUGGUCAUGACGAGUAGCGAGACUGGUAAUUGGAGCGGUCAGCACGGCGCCUACGCAUGCCGACAGAUGAUCGCCGCCGAUGAAGAGUACUGCUGCUGGGACACUCCGGCGACGACGACGACCACCUCUGGCUCUAAUGGUGGUAACAGUACUUGUGCUGAGGAUAUAGAAUUAUUGAGCAGGCCGAUCAGGUCGCCGAUGCACAUCGCGGCGGAAGGGAAUUGGAUGGACGAUUUGCUCCUUGUUACUGACGGCCUUAUCGUUAUAUCCAACUCCAGCAUCACCCAUUUCCUCACUUAAUUUCUAGAUGCACAUCUCUCUGCUAUCUCUGCUAUAUGUAUAAGAUGUUGCUUAUGAAUUUUGCAUGAUGGGCCAACUCUUUUUUCUUUGUUUUGAAAAUGAUUAGAAAUCCGACCUCUACAUCUAA